Molecule: messenger RNA, 2159 nt
Organism: Dissoconium aciculare CBS 342.82
Lineage: Eukaryota; Fungi; Ascomycota; Dothideomycetes; Mycosphaerellales; Dissoconiaceae
Exons: 1
Coding region: 49-1815 (588 amino acids)
Source: RefSeq, a predicted model, not a curated record
GACGCAAAAUACGUACACUUUUUCCACGAGAAGAUACCUUCGCGUGCCAUGGCACAAUUCACUACGCUCGAACCAUUAAGUGAGAUAAUUGCUUCAACACCCAUGGAGGAGCAAGCGGCACCUCUCAGGACCAGGGCACUGGUGCAAAUAUUCAAGGGACAAUGCGAAGGCGCUGUGCUUGAUUUGACGUUAGCGCUGAGGACAACAGAAGAUAUCAAGCGCGUCCACAAACCAGGUCAGCAGAAAGUCGAAUUAGCGAGCAGAUUGCGCAAUGAACAAGAUACCCGGCAGAGAACUCAAAAAGACUGGCGAUCGGCUCCUUUUCAAAAAGAGGAAGAACAACCACGUAGCCUAGAGAUGCAGCUUCUGUUCAACCGUGCUGGAGCUUAUUUGACCAUUGCGUGCGACAAUGUCAACGCAGCCCUAGACGGCCUCCAAGAGUAUAAGGCUUCGCAAGGGCCGAAUGGGCGGACAGGCGAGGAUUUGAAAGCGCAAUAUCUGCGCCUAGAGGCCAGGAAGAAAGUCAAGAGCUGUGCGAAAAGGGCUUUGAAAGAUUACACCGCUUUCCUGUCGCAUUUCGAUUACACGCCCGGUCUAUCUAUUCAGACGGCCAAUGAAAUUUGGCAACAAGUCCACACACUCGCCAAUCGCCAGAAAUCUGAUAGCUCUACUUUCAAGCGUCGUCUGUCAGACUUUGAUCCUGGUGGAGUCAUUGAAAACGCGAAAGUCCCCCUGACGGUAUCAACAUUGGUGCGCCAGGGAGCGCAUAUUACCGAUGGCUCCGCACAAAACGAUAAUAGGUGGUCCCAACUCCCGAUUCCCAAAAUUUAUCGUACGAGCGAUCUGUUCGCUGAGAGACCGCCUGCUGAUCUUCCACAUCUCUUCACUCUGGACACAACCAAUGCAGCUUUAAAAAAGGAGCAAGGCCAGGACUCAUUCGGCAACCGCGAAGCUGUGACCUACCACCCGCUCCUGACAGAUGCGUUACAUUCGCUUCUUCUCGCCCACGCACUCGUUCAAACAAAUCCAACCGAACUUCUUCGGUAUGCACACAAUGUUGCAAGAUUAGUACGCAUCGCUGACGGUUAUCCUCUGUUUCACGCCGCGCGGAGUCCGGCUCGCGCUGAUUGGGUCGAAGUUCUGCGGAGAGCAAGCAAUUGGGUGGGAUUAUCAUCAUCAUGGCAAAAUCUUUGUGCUCCUGCACCGUUGCCAGGUGCGGGGGACCUUUGGGUCAAGAGUGGGCUGUGCCAGGGCGCGCAUCGGCCACACAUGACAUCGAGACCAGGGAGUAGCCAAGAAGAGGAAACGUUUGAGCAAAGGCGCGAACGUGUCAAACGAGAGUCCAUUAUUGAUGCUCUGUCCGACGACCGCGUCGUAGACGAGGUGUCAUUCCAGCGGGCCGUGCUAGCACGAGAGACGCGUGCGCGAGAUGAUGAAUGUAGAGACUCCGCUUCACAGAAGGACAAACCAGUAGAAAUUGCUAAACCACACCAAAAAUCUGCAGUUUCGAAUCGACCAUCAUGCCUUCCGUCCGACAAGAGCGGCCCUCCCUCGCCCUUACAGUGGUCCCAGGACGAAUUUGCAAAGGAGUAUCUCAUCUCGACUCAACGCGCACAUGCAAUUGCCAGAUGGAUCAGGGAGUCGCCACUGUCUUUGACUGGUGCUGGAGGCGUGAAAAAGAAGCGGCCUGCGCGUCAAAGGAGGAAAUCUAUUCCGAUAGUAUCCAAUGGAGCUGCGGCCGACACAGCCAAUGUACGAGCAAUGGGUGGAUUGAGCAUCGUUGAUGCAAUGGGAGUAGAUGACAGGCCCGAUUGAUAAUUCAGAGAUAUGUGUCAUGAGAGGCAUCGCUCGUGCGUUCCAACCCAUCUUCGUGAGCAUGCCCAUCUCGUCAUGACCUCUCUAACGGCGACGAUGAGUGGCACCUUCAUCUACUGGUCUUCAUCAUCACCCGAUUGCGAUUGGCCGCAUUUCGUCGCCACGACUGUCAUGUACCGUUAAUUUCUCGUUCCCUUGUUGUUGGAGAAUAUGCAGCUGGCACUGUCUUGCGGUGCGAAAUGCAGAACUUGACUUUCGGAGUUUGGCCGCCGCUCAAGCAGCAAUUGAUGCGUCCUCCUUGCCGUCUAAGAAGCGUUCACGCUGGCUGCGGAGUUCUCUGAUGA